AUGGCGUUGCUCUUUACCGGCAGGGCCCGAUCGGCGCUCUCCAUCUUUAGCAUCUUUGCUCUCCUCUCCGUGGUGCUCUUUGGCGCCAUCGCUACAGCUUCGCCCGGUGGGAAACUGCACAAGUUUCAGAAGCUCGCCGAUGCGGAUCGCCAGUCGUAUCUCAUCGGCGUGGGCAAGGCCGAUAUCACCGGCCCGGUGGUGGAGAUUGGCUUUGCUGGAUAUGCCAACCUGGACCAGACGGGAUCUGGCCUUCGCCAGCGUCUCUACAGCCGUGCUUUCAUUAUUGCGGACAAAGCAAACCCCAGUGACCGCUUUGUCUACCUGGUCCUCGACACGCAGUCUGGAGACACUGCUAUGCGGAAUGGCCUCCUCGACGGCCUAAAGGCUCUGGGCAGUGAUUAUGCCGUCUAUGGUCAGAACAAUAUUGCUCUGACAGGAACCCACAGCCACUCUGGCCCGGGUGCCUGGUUUAACUACCUGCUGCCGCAGAUCACGUCCCUUGGCUGGAGCCAGCAGAGCUACCAAGCCAUUGUCAAUGGUGCUGUCUUGUCUGUUCAGCGUGCCCAUGAGAGCCUCCAGGAAGGCUAUCUCGAUGUCGGCACAACUGACAUUCCCGAUGGCGCCAUCAACCGUUCGCUUUGGGCGUAUCUCAACAACCCAGAAGAGGAGCGAGCCCAGUAUGACGCGGAAACCGAUAUUACCAUGACUUUGCUUCGCUUCCAGCGCGCUUCUGAUGGCAAGAACAUCGGUGUCUUGUCAUGGUUCCCUGUUCACGGCACUUCUCUCCUUGGAAAUAACACUCAUGCUGCUGGUGACAACAAAGGUGUUGCCGCAUGGCUCUUCGAGAGUGCUAUGAAGAAUGACGCCACUGCUGCCGAUGGUUUUGUGGCAGGCUUCAGCCAGGCCAACGUUGGCGAUACCACUCCCAAUGUUCUUGGUGCUUGCACUUGUGCGGAUGGUAAGUCGCAAAGUUGUCACGGCCGAGGACCCGAGUUCCAGGCCUUGGAUCUCGGCGCAAAGAGCUGUUACGAAAUGGGCCGCAGGCAAUUUGCUGGAGCCCAGACUAUUUAUGACAACUUGAAAACAUCCACUACUUCAGUUUCUGGAUCCACGGUCAAAGCCUUCCACUUCUUUCAGGAUAUGCGUUACUUCAACUUUACGUUGCCAGACGGAACCAAGGCUCAGACUUGCCCGGCCGCUCUCGGCUUCUCUUUUGCUGCUGGAACGUCUGAUUGGCCCGGCGCUUUUGACUUCGUUCAGGGUGACUCUGGUUCGCCAAACAACCCUUUCUGGUCUCUUGUUGGUGGUCUGCUCAAAGCACCAGGCCCCCAGCAAGUUGCGUGCCAGCAGCCCAAACCUGUUCUUUUAGACGUUGGUGAGAUCUCGACGCCAUACGCCUGGACGCCGAAUAUCGUGGACAUUCAGGUGCUCCGCGUGGGACAGCUUGUCAUCAUUGUCAGUCCUAGUGAAGCUACGACUAUGGCUGGCCGGCGCUGGAAGGCCGCAGUUGCAAAGGAAGCAGCCACAUUCCUCGAUGAGGAUCCCGUUGUCGUCUUGGGUGGCCCAGCAAACAGCUAUUCUCAUUACUGCGCAACGCCUGAGGAGUAUGAUAUCCAGCGCUACGAAGGGGCCUCAACCCUCUUUGGUCGGAACGAGCUCAACGCCUACAUCAAUCUCACCGUCAGCAACCUGCACUACCUCCAACCUGGCUCGACCGGCACCCCUUCCCAAGGUGUCCUCCCUCCAGACAACCGAAAGAACAUGAUCUCAUUUAUUACCGAUGUUGUCCAGGAUAACGCACCGCUGGGCAAGAGCUUUGGCAACGUUUUGGUGCAGCCGAACCUGACGUAUAAUAUCGGUGAUGUCGUCAAUGUCACUUUCGUGGGUGCUAACCCACGUAACAACCUCCGCCAAGAACAGACCUUUGCGGCGAUCGAGCAACAAGGUAGCGGCGGAACAUGGACGCAGGUACGUGACGACUCGGAUUGGUUCCUGGUCUACACCUGGCGAAGAACCAACUUCAUCCUGGGACAGAGCGAGGUGGACAUUACUUGGGAGACAUACGGCAAUGCGCAGCCGGGAACAUACCGUGUCAAGUAUUACGGCGACUCCAAGGCACUAUUUGGAGGCGUGUCGUCAUUUGUGGGAACAAGCAAUAGUUUUACGCUCAAGUGA
Trichoderma breve is the source of this 2175-nucleotide messenger RNA. RefSeq lists its product as uncharacterized. The record is from RefSeq and is a predicted model, not a curated record. Bases 1 to 2175 code for a protein of 724 amino acids. Gene Ontology annotation, biological process: sphingosine biosynthetic process; long-chain fatty acid biosynthetic process; ceramide catabolic process. Gene Ontology annotation, cellular component: extracellular region. The transcript has 3 exons. Lineage: Eukaryota; Fungi; Ascomycota; Sordariomycetes; Hypocreales; Hypocreaceae. Gene Ontology annotation, molecular function: N-acylsphingosine amidohydrolase activity.